GCCUCAGUACAUGGAAGUUUUGUGCACGACCGUGGACGCAUCUGCAGGCUCAACUCAGUCAGAUGAGAUAGUAGGAUCAACCAUUUAUAAUAUUGUGUAUUAGAUUAGCGUCCAUAAACCACCAGAAAACUGCUGGAUCUUUGAACCUCAAAGAUUAAUUAACUAUUAACCAUGACUUCUCUGCUGGGCCUCGCUGUAUUGGCAGUAACUCUGUCAGGAUCCCUGGCAUUUGUCCCAAUUGGAGGAGGGGCCUCCACUCAUGUCUCCAUCACUGGGGCUGCCCUGCUGCAGAAAGUACAGGAGACAUGCAAAGCAGUGGCGAACGACAACGGUUACGACUUCAACCCUACGGGUAACUCUCCUGAGGAGAUAGUACAGGCCUGUCUGGGUCCUACUGCCACAGGUGAUGUGUCUGGGGCCAAGUUUCACUCAGCUCUCCAGGAAAUCUACAUGCAAAACGGCUUAGUCGACCGAGACUUUGUCAAUAGUGCCCCCCAUCACUUCAACUCCGAGGCAUUCCUUGAGGGGAGGGGUCUGAUCACAGAGGGAGUCUUGGCCAUAAAAGCGAAUGUUCGAAAUGAGAACUUCCAGGCUGCCAGGCUGGCUUUGGGCAAGGUCCUUCACACUCUACAGGACUUCUACAGCCACAGUAACUGGGUGGAGCUGGGUCAUAAAGAGCCAUAUCUCAAUCUCAUUCGACAAGAUCUUCCUAUAGAAAACAUAGCAGAUAUGAACACUCCUACCUGCAGAGACUGUGCCAGUGGCAGUUGUGGCAAUCCAAUCCUUUCCAACAUCCUGAACGAGGGGAAGCUGACAUCUGGAUAUAUGGGACUCUUCUCAGACAAAAAACCCUCUGGUAAAUGUAGUCAUGGUGGGCUAUCAGACCUGACCAGCCUUGUAGUUCCUCGUGGGGGCAUUCACAAAGACGAGCGACGCCCUGACAACAAGGAAUACCAUGACACAGCGGUGAAGAUUGCCACAGCAGCAACACUACAACUGCUGGAGGACAUCCGCCUGGCCGCUGGUAACAAUGACUUCCUGAGAAUGUUGGGCAUUGCUCGUUCUUCUGUUGUGUGCUUUGUCAUUGACACAACUGGCAGCAUGUCAGAUGAUAUUGAAGAGGCUCGAAAGGUCGUAUAUGAAAUCAUUGACAGCAAAAAGGGAACGCAGGAUGAACCAUCUGAGUAUAUUUUGGUGCCUUUCAAUGACCCUGCAUUUGGACCAGUUACCAAGACAUCAAAUCCUGAGAUCAUGAAACAAGAAAUUUCAAAACUUAGUGCAAAUGGAGGCGGUGAUCACCCCGAGAUGUGCUACUCUGGUAUUCAGCUGGCCUUGACAACUGCCCCUUCAUACUCUAACAUAUACGUUUUCACUGAUGCUUCAGCCAAAGAUGCCAACCUCAAAGACACACUUGUUGCUCUCAUUCGUGCAACCAAGUCAACGGUCAACUUUUUCAUGACAGGGUCUAGCAGACGACGUCGCUCAACAGGAGGAGAAUUCAAUGACUACAAAGACCUGGCUCUGGCUUCAGGAGGACAGGCCAUUCAAGUGACCAAGGGCGAGCUACCACAGGCCACUCCUAUCAUCCUGGACACAUCCACCUCUGCUCUUGUGACCAUUCUCCAACAAGAAAGAAAUCCUGGAAAGCCAGACACAUUCUCAUUCAGUGUGGAUGACUCCCUGAAAAACAUCACCAUCUACAUUACUGGGACAUCUCUUAGUUUUACACUGACAAAUCCUGCUGGUGUGACCCAAAGUAGCAGCCAAACCAGUGGUGCCCUGGCCACCAUUAAAACAGUUGGAAAUCUUUGGCGCAGUAGUUUAAAUGCUGACAGAACUGCAGGAAUCUGGCAGAUCAGCAUCACAUCCACGAGCCCAUACACAGUCAAAGUCACUGGUCAGAGUACCAUUGCCUUCAUCUAUGAUUUUGUGGAAAAAUUUGAAGGGCCUCACGCAGGAUAUGCUGUACUAACAGGACGCCCACAAGAAGGUCAGCCCACCAACCUGAUGCUGCCUGUGAUGGGUAGAGAAGGCCCCAGUUCUCUGAAAAUAAAACAAGUCAGUCUAAUCUCAGUGUCCAGCUCUGGCUCUACUAAUGCUACAAUCUCUGACAUGGGGAACGGAGGGAUCCUGGCCACUGUCCCUAACCUGCCCGGAGGAGAGUUUGUGAUUCUUCUGACAGGAACAGAUACAGUUUCAAACACGGAGUUUCAGCGGCAAUCCACCACUCUGAUGUCUAUCUCUAAAGUCAACAUUCAGGCAACUGUAUCCAACAGUGUGGAGCCAGGUAAACAAUUCACACUGCCCUUCAGUGUCUUUACAAAUGGUCCUGGUGGACAAUACAAAAUUAAUGCUCGAAAUGACAGAAACUUCCCAAUGAACUUCCCCCAAAGUCUCAACUUGACUCCAGGAAAAUACACCAACGCCACAUUGACCAUAACGCCCCCUGCUGGCACAGCCUCAGGCACAGACGUCACCUUGACAAUAGAUGCAUCUCUUGGCUCUGACUCCAAUUACGUUGUUCUGAGACUCUCUGUUCUUGAAAAGAUUACAGAUUUCUACCCACCCAUGUGUAAAAUCAUCAGCAUACAGGAGGAUUGUCCCCGGGAUGAGUCCCAGUGCCACAGCUCUGUGUGGGAACUCACCGCGAACCUCACCGACGGAAACGGCACCGGCAUCGAGAGCGUGAGCCUGCAGAAGGGCCAAGGGACACUCUCCCAGCUCAUCCACGGAGAUCCUGCUCAGUACAGAUACAACGCCACCUGCUGUUCACAAGUGGUAUGGAUCGUAGCUGUUGAUAAAAUUGGAAAUGUUGGAAAGUGUGUCCACUCCAUCGAGCACAGCGCAAGUGCUCCUGCUGAGAAACUGUCUGUUCUGCUGAUGUUGUCGCUUCUGUUUUCAGUCUUUAUUGUUAGGCCAAAUUAAUACUUUUCAGCAUUAAAUGCACAGACUAUGUAAAGGUUUAGAAGCAAGACUGUGGAUCAA
This is a messenger RNA of Periophthalmus magnuspinnatus, 2985 nucleotides long. RefSeq names its product von Willebrand factor A domain containing 11 (gene vwa11). The transcript is spliced from 18 exons. NCBI's taxonomy places the organism in Eukaryota, Metazoa, Chordata, Actinopteri, Gobiiformes, Gobiidae. The record is from RefSeq and is a predicted model, not a curated record. The coding region runs from base 172 to 2925 and encodes 917 amino acids.